Messenger RNA from Musa acuminata subsp. malaccensis (wild Malaysian banana), 2541 nucleotides. Its product is annotated as protein ALTERED PHOSPHATE STARVATION RESPONSE 1. The record is from RefSeq and is a predicted model, not a curated record. Lineage: Eukaryota; Viridiplantae; Streptophyta; Magnoliopsida; Zingiberales; Musaceae.
CCCAUAUUCCGCCCGCUUCUCUCUCUCUCUCUCUCUCUCGCUCUCAGAGGCGCACACAGAGGGGCGCCACAUGGGGGGUUGCGCGGCGUCAAGGCUAGGGGGAAGCGGCGAGGACGACGACCCGGUGGCGCUGUGUCGCGAGAGGAAGCGACUGAUCAGGGCGGCGGUGGAGCGCCGGUACGACCUCGCCGCCGCUCACGCUGCAUACAUUCAUUCACUGAACGCGGUCGCCGCCGCCAUCGACAUUUUCGUUGCCCGCCUCUCUGCGCCCGCGCCCUUCCUUAUAACACUCCCCGCUGCGUCUGGCGACGGUGACCCCGCUCCGGCCUCCUCCUCUUGCGCCUACCUCCGCCAGAUGCCGUCGGAACCAAAGACCGAAUCUGUAGCCUACCACCCCUCCCCUCCUCCCUCCUCGCCGUCGAACUCGAGCUCGGCAGGAUAUGCAGAUGCAGCGGAUGCUGUGGAAGCGGAGGAGGAGGACCAUGAGGAGGAGGAGGAAGAGGAGGAUAUGAGGGCAGGGGAGACGAGUUGCGGGUACUUCUUCUCUGCGGCGAGACCGAUGCCGCCGUCUCCGCCGCCGGAGGUGUUUGGUUGGGACUUCUUCAGCCCGUUCGAUGAGGUCCGGCCGGCAGAGGAGCCGGUGGUCAUGAUAAGGGGACUAGACCCGAACUCAGAUGAAGAUUUGAGGGCGGUGAGGGAGCAAGAGGGCAUCCCGGAACUCGAGGAAGCGGAGGAGGAGGAGGACGACGACGAGGCGAAAGACGGGACAGUGGUGGACGAUAAAGAAAAGAUGGUAGCUUUGGGUGUGGGAGAGACGCCUGAGAGCGGUGGUGGCAGAAUGGUGGUGCAAGGAAGCGACGCCGGGCAAGAACAGGAGCUGGCUGUCUUGGAAACGCCAGAAAAGGGACGAGAGCUUUUACAAGCACUGAGAGAUGUUGAAGACCAUUUCAUCAGGGCAUAUAAUGCUGGGAAGGAGGUCUCGAGGAUGCUGGAGGCCAACAUGGUUCAGCCCUCGUCGGGGCCGGAGGAGAUAAAAGGAGUCGUUCAGGCAAUUACAUGGCAUCAGUCUCCAUCUCUCUCCUCAUCUUAUAGGAGUCAACUUGCAUCAAGCUCAAAUAGUACAGCAUCAUGGACAGAAAGCAAGAGUGAUUUUUCCGAUGUCUAUGUUGGGAUGGAAUCAGGAAGCCACUCACAAACUCUAGGAAGGUUGUAUGCUUGGGAGAAAAAGCUAUAUGAAGAAGUGAAGGCUGGAGAUCACACCUGGCAAGAUUACCAGAAGAAAUGUUUGCAGCUAAGAACCAAAGAAGCUAAGGGAGCCAAAUCACGCUCAGUUGACAAAACCAGAGCUAUUGCAAGAGACCUGUAUGCAAGAAUCUGGGUGGCAUUACGAGCAGCUGAAUCAAUAUCAGAAAGAAUACAGAAAUUGAGAGAUGAAGAACUGCAGCCGCAAAUCAUAGAACUGCUACAAGGCCUAACACGGACCUGGAAGAUAAUGGUAGAGUCACACGAAACCCAAAAACAGAUAAUGUUCGAAGUGAACUCAUUCACAUGCCCUGCUUAUGGAAAAUUCUGCAAUGAAUCACAUCGUCUUGCGACUAUCAUGCUGGAGACUGAGCUUCGUAAUUGGAGAUCAUGCUUUACAGGCUAUAUCGCAGCACAGAAAGCAUAUGUUGAAGCUCUUGAUGGAUGGCUAUCGAAGUUUCUUUUAUCUGACGUGGAAUACUAUUCUCGAGCUAGAUCCCUAUUUCCUUCUCACAAAGCUGGAACACCUGCUAUGGUUGUUAUCUGUCAUGAGUGGUUAACCUCACUAAGAAAACUGCAUGAUCAAUCUGUAUCCUGCAGCAUGAGAAAUUUCAUCAGAACCGUGAGAGGUUUAUGGAUCACGCAAGGGGAGGAACAGCAGCAGAAACGAAAGGUCGAUAGGCUUGCAAAGGAGCUUGACCAUAAGGUUCUGGCAUUGCAGAAAGCAGAGAACAAGGUUUUGGAGUCCAAGCUUUCUGAAGAUAAGCCUGAGCCAGAUAUGCGUCAGCGGAUCGAGUAUUUAUCAGGGAGGAAAGAGCUGUUAGACAUGUGCAGGAGAAAGUUGGAAGCAGAGAAAGCGAAGCAUCGUGAUCGCAUGCGGAGUACCCACGAGAUCACCAUCAACGGAUUCAAAAUAGGCUUGGCCAGCAUCUUCGAAUCACUGACACAGUUCUCCAAGGAUUCUGUGAAUUUGUAUGAUGAUCUUCUGAUGCGCGACGAGAAAACAAACGUGGUGAAUGAGAUGACUCCUUGCAUCGAGGCUUUUGAACAGGGGUGAAGGUUGAUAACAGAUGAUGGCAUGGCUGCAAAUACUUUUGGGAUUGUAUAUUAGGAUGAAUGUGGAUGUUGCAUGGUGAAUUUGUGCAGGCCAUAGGGGCAUCCAAAUGUCUCAUUGUUAAUUUCUCAUAGGUACUUCUCAUUUGGACCUGCUUAAACCCUGCUGUUCAAUGGUUGGUUCAAGGCUUGACUGUUGCUCAUGAAGCAAUAAAUGCUGUCUAUACCAUCAGAUUUUGCUGCUCA